UGCAGGUAACAAUAUGGACGUUGGUUCCCUCUUCGCUUUGAAAAACGCGAAAGGGAAGAAGAAGGCCCCGGCGGGCGCUUCUGCCAGGGAGGGGCCCUCUCAAACUGCUGGCGCUGCUGCUGGCGCCGGAGGGUCCAAGGGUGCUGGGCCCAUUAAAAAGAAGAUUGCUGGAAAGGGGACCGAGCCCCCGGCCAAGAAGCCGAAGACCACCGCCCCUACCAAACAACCGAUCACCGAUGUGGUGGUGAUUGUGGACGAAGGGCACGCUUCUGCCUCCACCCCCCAGGAACAAAUCAAUCAGGAGUUCUUUGGGCGGGAGAGGUUGGAGGCGUUAGUACCGAAGGGGGCCUCCGUGUUGGAGGGCAGCUUGAACCCUUCGGCUCUGAUGAGCCAGAUGCUGCCGUCGGCCGACCGACUGGCCCUUGCCCGACUGGACGAGGGAUCCCUCGAGGCGAAGGUCCUCCUGAAUGCUGCCUCCACUUUUAUGGGCCUCUGCGAGCACCUCCGAAGGGUGGAUCAAAUGAGGGAGGCCAAGGGUGCCGCCGAGGGGGAGGCCGCCCUCCUCAGGAAGAAGCUCGCUGAAGCCGAGGACUCUCUCCGUCUGGCCACCGACGGUAUGGAGCAGAGGGUGCAGGCUGCAAGGGCCGAAGGGGUCAAUGAGGGGCUAGCCAGGGCCGGGGAGGCCGCCGCCGAGGCCGCCCUUAUUGCUGCCGAUGAAGCCCGCGCGGCUCAAGAAGAGGCCGUCUCCAAGGCCCGAGAGGAUGCAGUGAUCAGCUUCACGGCCGAAGGGUGGAAGGCCGAAGACCGGAGGGAGUGGCUCGCUUCGGUGGUGGGGGCUUCAGUAGACGAGUGGGUCGGGGGUCCCGGAAAGAUGUGGCUUGCCGAGAGGGGCGACUCGUACUACCAAGGUGGGGAGUUCUUCACCCAACGCCUCAUCUACCGGAAGCUUGCGAAGCACUUUCAGGUGGCACCGGAGGAGUUCCGUCAAGAGGCUUAUGGUCUCCCCCCCCGCCAGCCAGAUGUCAGGAUCCCGCUCCCCGAGGGGGAAUAGAGGCCAGUUCUUGAAGACUCGGAGACCCUCCGGGAGUGCGGCCUUGGGGGUGAAGAAGAUGAAGCCGAGAGCGAGGCGAUGUCCGCAGUACCCCCUUCUUGAAUUGUAAUCCCCCCUUUCGUGUUGUAAUUGUUGGCCUCGGCCUCCUUUGUAACAGUGUAUUUAAACUCCCUUUUUUGAAUGAAUGAGCACAUAUAUGCCCUCGGGCCUUUGACAUAUAACAUGCUUCCUUUUGUUUUGUU
Molecule: messenger RNA, 1293 nt
Organism: Cuscuta europaea
Lineage: Eukaryota; Viridiplantae; Streptophyta; Magnoliopsida; Solanales; Convolvulaceae
Source: the annotation of a GenBank genome assembly